AUGGAAGAUAUGAGAAAUCGCGUUCAGACUUUCGAUCGCGUCAACAAGACAAGCCGACAAUACAAGAAAAUCGGCAACGGCGUUUUGAUGGGGAAUAAGGAAGACGAGAGGGGAGGGGGGAUAGAGAAUGGAAAGAAGAGGAAGAUGGGGAAAGAGGGAAGCAAGAUGGUUCCGGGGAUAGAGCCUAGUUUGAUGAUAGUGGGCAUGGAUCCGGAUGGACAGAACGGAUUAACCAGGCCGGAGAAACAAAACGACGAGCAAGGGGGUGGGAGGGGACGAAAGACGAAAGACGGACCAAGCAUCGCUCUGGGAAGAGGCGGGUGGCACAGAUGGGAUGCCCAGUCACUGCACUACGGAAAAGGGCUGGCGAGAUACAUGUGUGUCCGGCAAAUCGGAAGCAGAAGACUGGAGACUGGAGGCUGGGAGGAGCCAGGCGAGACAAGGCGGCCAGAAGAGCCGGGGCGAAACUGGCUGCAAGGGACGGCGCCCGACGAAGAAGGGCUCCUCGCCGAGGCGGCGCUCUUACCUGCACGCUUUGCCUCUCAGACGAGGGGACGAAUGAAGGCGGACGUGCCAGGACCUAGACAAGUGCUGCAUGGUGCAUAG
Grosmannia clavigera kw1407 is the source of this 606-nucleotide messenger RNA. RefSeq lists its product as uncharacterized. NCBI's taxonomy places the organism in Eukaryota, Fungi, Ascomycota, Sordariomycetes, Ophiostomatales, Ophiostomataceae. The record is from RefSeq and is a predicted model, not a curated record. The transcript has a single exon. Bases 1 to 606 code for a protein of 201 amino acids.